Messenger RNA from Rhodofomes roseus, 387 nucleotides. RefSeq lists its product as uncharacterized. The record is from RefSeq and is a predicted model, not a curated record. NCBI's taxonomy places the organism in Eukaryota, Fungi, Basidiomycota, Agaricomycetes, Polyporales, Fomitopsidaceae. Bases 1 to 387 code for a protein of 128 amino acids. The transcript is spliced from 4 exons.
AUGACCAUGAACAACCUCACGACUGUUUUCCUCUUCUCCCUGCUCUCCGUGUUCGCGCUCGUCAGCGCGUUCCCCAUCCGCCGCGACGUAUGGGACCCCGAGAUCCUCAGCCCGAACUCCAGUACGGUCUGGGUGAUCGGUCAGACCUACAACGUGACAUGGAACACGUCUGACCACCCGGUCAAUAUCACCAACAAGAUCGGCAAAGUCGUAUUAGCCACGAAUUACAUCCAGAACUACGAACAUCCGCUUGCCUCCAACUUCUCCGUUUUGGAUGGCACCGUUGCAAUUACUGUCCCGGAUGUCGAGCCUGGCUCCGACUACUCCAUAGUCUUGAUGGGUGAUUCCGGCAACUACAGCCCCAAUUUCACCAUCACCUCUGCGUAA